Pisolithus orientalis is the source of this 1332-nucleotide messenger RNA. RefSeq names its product AhpC/TSA antioxidant enzyme-domain-containing protein. The record is from RefSeq and is a predicted model, not a curated record. The transcript has 4 exons. The coding region runs from base 1 to 1332 and encodes 443 amino acids. NCBI's taxonomy places the organism in Eukaryota, Fungi, Basidiomycota, Agaricomycetes, Boletales, Pisolithaceae.
AUGUAUGAACCUCUCACUGAUGCCGAUCUUGGGUAUUUAAGUGACUCGAGAAUUCCUCUCUCACGACCACAUACUUCUCACCACAUCCCCGUGGAUCCCGUCCCCCCUCGUAACGUGCAUGCUCGAUCUCAAACCAUGGAUGGUCCUUUGUGUGAUAUCUCCCGACAUGCGCGGAAUGGCAGUGACGCACCACAGCUUUCGCCCGUGCCUCCGUAUCUCGACUUCGACGAGCAUGCCCUGCCGACCCCAAAGCAGUUGACGGACGCGGCAUCUUGCGUCGUGAUCGCAGAAAAUGGGAUAAGAGUUCAUUUUGGCGACCUAUUUAAAGAGAAAAAAACUAUUGUCAUAUUUAUCAGACGUUUCUGGUGUUCAUUAUGCCAAGACUACAUGUUUUCAUUAUCCAGUACGGUCGACCCGAAGCUGCUAAAACAGGCAGAUGUGAAUUUGGUUGUUAUCGGUAAUGGUUCGUUUAGUAUGAUUAAGUCGUACAGACAAAUAUUCCGCACGCCUUUCGCUAUCUAUACCGAUCCCUCGAUGCGUCUUCACAGUGCACUUGGCAUGAUGAGCCUUCGAAAAGCAGGACCCAAAUCACCAACAAAGCGCGGUAGCUAUGUUCGCCACGGAAAGGUAAAUGGCCUCGCAAUGGUUGUUGCCAAUGCUCUUCGUACUGGUAUGCCAAUCUGGGAGAAAGGAGGCGACCCAUCUCAGCUGGGCGGCGAGUUUGUUUUUGGGCCUGGGUUGACUGUGACUUUUGCGCACCGAAUGCCUAACGCUGGCUGUCAUGCCCCAAUUCUGCGCGUGCUGGCUGCCGCUGGAGUGAGUGUGAGUUGCGAAGCACAUUCGCCUGCCCCGGAACCCUCUGGACGGCCAAGUGCUCGCGAGGAGAGCGGAGACCAGUGGAUGGAAGAACGUCGUUUGAGUCUUGCAAGGAUCAGGGAACGAAAAAUUGCGCGUCGCAUGGGCAUUGAUUUCCCGAUCCGUACUGAGGGAAAUCCUGUCUCGCCAACAGCCCUGCAACCAUCCCCUUCUUCCCGGCCAUCCAGUACCAACGGCAAUCAAACUGAAGACAGUAUAGAUGGAGGGAAUGGGUUGCGAACGGAGACCAUGGAUUGUCAUGGUGACGAUGGCGACGAUGCCGUCGUGAUAGUGUCUGCUGGCGAUUCGGAUACCGAAAUUGUCUCGGGGGGGUCACAAACGCUGGCGGAAUCUGAUUACGAUUCCGACCACACAAGAAAUGAAGAGGUUGAGCCUCACGACUUGUCGGGAAACAAGGCAGCAUUGUUCGGUCUCGAAGAUCUUGGUAUACCUCCGGGUUUGACUGUGUCAUCAUGA